Mangifera indica (mango) is the source of this 2677-nucleotide messenger RNA. RefSeq names its product E3 ubiquitin-protein ligase WAV3-like. NCBI's taxonomy places the organism in Eukaryota, Viridiplantae, Streptophyta, Magnoliopsida, Sapindales, Anacardiaceae. The record is from RefSeq and is a predicted model, not a curated record. The transcript has 2 exons. Bases 164 to 2419 code for a protein of 751 amino acids.
UUAGAACGAUCAAAACAAAACUUCUUUUUCUUUCUUUUUUCCCCUUAUCUUCUUCAUCGUCAUCAUGUCUACCAUAAGAUAAAGCAAAUUAAGUUUGGGUUGUAUUUGGAUAUAUACAUAUUGAGAAGAGUAAGCUUUGGUUAUUAUCUUCUGGUUUUUGAAUAUGGGCACUGGUUGGAGAAGAGCCUUCUGCACAACGAUACCCCGAGAUUCAGAAAUCACCACACCUUCAGAUAAGCAACAACACUUUGCUAGUCCUAGUAAUAGUCCAGGCCCCAGAAGUUGCACAAAGCUAGGGUUUUUUACGGCUAGUAGCAAUCCUUCUACUCCUCGCUUGCAGUCUCAACCAGUCUCAAGCCCCAGCUCGCCUUGCCGGAAUACAACUCUCGAAACAGCUUCCACAAAUGAGAGUUGCAGAGUCCAAUGCAAAAGCACACCCAAAUCAACCAAGAGUCCUAAAACAUUACAGGGUUCUAACCCAAACUCUCCUCGAUCCCCUCUCAAGUUAUCUCUCUUCAAGAACAGCUUCAAGUUCAGAAGUAGCUGCGGAAUCUGUUUGAACAGCGUGAAGACAGGUCAGGGCACAGCCAUCUACACAGCAGAAUGCUCACACGCCUUUCACUUCCACUGCAUAGCCUCCCACGUAAGCAAGCAUCGCAGCCUCGUCUGCCCCGUCUGCAACGCCACCUGGACAGACGUUCCUUUACUCUCCGUCCACAAAAAUAUGGGCGCUGCGGAAAACCCCCAUCAAAACCACAUCGACUCACACAACAAAAUCAUCAAGACUAAAAUAGAAGAAAGGAAGAUGAUUGAAUCUUCCCCCAGACUUGUUAAAUCCUUCAAACAAGAACCAAGGCCAGAAUCAAGAUCCUACGAUGACGACGAGCCAUUGAUAUCUCCGACUGCUGGAGCUGGUCGUUUCAUUCCCAUACCUGAGGCAGAUGAAAAUGUCGAAGAAGAGGAAGAUGAUGUUGAAGAGUUUCAAGGCUUUUUCGUCAAUUCAAAAUCUUCAUCUUCUCUCAAAUCCGAUCAAGUUCAUUUUUACGACGGAGAUUCACGGCAUGUUCAGAUUAGACUGUUACCAGAAUCUGCUGUUAUAUCUGUUGGUAGGAAUUAUGAGACGUAUGCAGUAGCAUUGAGGGUGAAAGCACCGCCUCCGUCACCAGUCGUUAAAAGCAACAACACGGCGUCGCAUCGUGCGCCUAUCGAUUUGGUGACCGUACUUGAUGUUAGUGGCAGCAUGACUGGAGCCAAGUUGCAAAUGUUAAAACGCGCCAUGCGUUUGGUUAUUUCCUCUUUCGGCUCGGCUGAUCGGCUUUCUAUUGUGGCUUUUUCUGCAAGUUCUAAGAGAUUGUUGCCUUUGAGGAGAAUGACGGCUCAGGGUCAGCGCGCUGCUCUGCGCAUUGUUGACCGUCUUGUGUGUAGUCAAGGUAAUAGCUUGGCUGAUGCUUUAAGGAAAGCCACUAAAGUGCUUGAAGAUCGGAGAGAAAGAAAUCCAGUUGCAAGUAUCAUGUUAUUUUCCGACGGUCAGGAUGAGAGAACACAGGUUAAUGCCGCAAAUCAACGGCGACGAGGAAGCCACGCGUCCUCCACGCGCUUCGCUCACAUUGAGAUCCCGGUUCAUUCAUUUGGUUUUGGCCAAAGCGGCGGCUACAGCCAAGAGCCAGGCGCGGACGCUUUUGCUAAAUGCGUUGGCGGGUUAUUAAGUGUAGUUGUACAAGAUUUACGAAUCCAGCUCAAUUUCGCCGCACCUGCUGAGAUUGCAGCUGUCUAUUCAUGCAAUGGAAAGCCGACUAUCCUCAGCUCAGUCUCGGCACGGCUUGGAGAUUUAUACGCCGAAGAAGAAAGGGAGUUACUGGUGGAGUUGAGAGUCCCUACGGCGGCGGUUAGAUCCCAUCACGUGAUGUCAGUGAAGUGUCUUUACAAAGAUCCCGCCACUCAAGCAGUCAUGUACGGCGCAGAUCAAGCGUUUUUGGUACCAUGCCCGCACGCCGUUAGAUCAUCAGCACCGAAAAUCGAACGGUUAAGAAAUCUAUUCAUCAGUACCCGAGCCAUAGCCGAGUCACGAAGAUUAAUUGAGCACAACGAUUUUACCAGCGCACAUCAUUUGCUAGCGUCGGCGCGAGCUCUUUUAAUUCACUCCAGCGCCGAAUCAGCUGACGAUUAUGUGAAAGCAUUGGAGGCAGAAUUAGCAGAAUUGCAUCGGAGAAAACAGUAUUUGUUAGAGCAACAACAAAUGAUGAUGCAACGUCGAAGAGCGGGCGAGAGGGAAGCGAUGGUUGUGACAGAUGAAAACGGAGAGCCGCUUACUCCGACUUCGGCUUGGAGAGCGGCUGAGAAGCUGGCUAAAGUGGCCAUGAUGAAGAAGUCGAUGAAUAGAGACAGCGAUUUGCACGGCUUCGAAAACGCUAGAUUCUAAUUAUCAUAUUUUAUUAAGAAAUUAAAAAGAAAAAAAAUUGGACUUGGCGCCGGUAGGGACAAGUUGGCAGCAGACGGCGCGGGCCUUUCUGCCUUAGGAGGAGAAAAUUAGGCCCACUCUUCGUUGAUUGGGUGGUUGCAUUAAGCUUGUUUCUUGUAUUGAGAGACUCCAUUUCUUUGUAGGGAUUUAUUAUCAUCAUCAACAUCUUAGAAAGAGCUGUAAAUGCUAGUGCAAUGGAGUUUUUAAUUUGCCCUUUUA